AUGUCCCAACCGCUUUCGCUGAAAUUGAAUGAAUUUCCAUCGAUUUCUCAAACGUUAAGAUUACCAAUUCCUAGACCACCAGUUUCAACAAAACACUCCGAGAUGCUAUUAUCGAAUUGGCCACCAUCUACGUCAGAUUUCACGAUGAACUCAACCACCUUCCCUGUCAUUCCUUGUCAACAACAAACAAUACCUGCAGGUCCAAAUGGUAAACCCGUACCCAAUAGGCGUGGACGAAAACGUUUAAGCACAAUGCCGUCAAAUAAAAAACAUAAACAAAAUCUAACGAAUCAACGUGCUUUUCGUGAACGCCGGGAGAAUUACCUUCGUAGUUUAGAAAAUAAAGUAGAAAUGUACGAAAAAGCAUAUGCUGAAUAUCAAAAUGAAAAUAGAUUGUUAAAAGGGGAGUUGGCAUUAUUAAAGAGGCGCCUCUCAAGGUUCGAAAAUUAUGGUUUUGAUGGCGGACUAGGUAUUGCAUCAUCGGAUGUACAACUUCCUGACAAGAUGCCCAAUAAUAAGAACGCUAAUUCGUGUUGUAAUGUGGUUAACGCGAUAUAUUCUGUUCCACAAUUGAUUGAAGAUAAUCAAAUAUAUCAUAGUGUUGAUGAACAAAAAGAUAAUAGUACACACAGAGAUGUUAUCGUUAAUAACUGUCACAACGAAAGAAUAUAUUUACAAGAUUAUUCUCUUUCAGUCAACAAUGACAGCUCAUCUUUCACACAAAAGCCUUAUCCUCCAUUGUCAAACGACAAUUUAUCUUCAUUCAUGCAAGACUAUGACGAACAGUCGAAUUCAAGAAACAGACCUCGUUCUCCUACAGAUUCCUCGGCAUCAAUCGAUUCAGUUGAUGGAAUCGUGAAUGAUUCUUCUAUUUUCAGCAAAGGUCACCUUUGCUUUUGCGAUGACUCGGAAAUAAGUGGACAAUCUCGAAUAUCACCUGGCAAUAAUUCCAUUGCAACUGUCAUUGGCCAAAAGACUAGUAUUUUGCCAAGACAAAGUACAAGCCAGGAGUUUGCCACUACGACACGUCAAACCUUACCAACACCUGAUGAACCUCAAUGGUCAUUAUCGCAUGAACAUUACUUCAAUAACACCUUGACACCCAUGUCUUCUUUCUCUCUAAUGGAUAGUGAAAGAGGGACAAGGUUAUACCGCUAA
Cetraspora pellucida is the source of this 1158-nucleotide messenger RNA. Lineage: Eukaryota; Fungi; Glomeromycota; Glomeromycetes; Diversisporales; Gigasporaceae. The record is from the annotation of a GenBank genome assembly.